Messenger RNA from Ostreococcus tauri, 912 nucleotides. RefSeq names its product unnamed product. The transcript has 2 exons. Bases 1 to 912 code for a protein of 303 amino acids. Lineage: Eukaryota; Viridiplantae; Chlorophyta; Mamiellophyceae; Mamiellales; Bathycoccaceae. The record is from RefSeq and is a predicted model, not a curated record.
AUGGUCGAGCUGCGCGAUCGGGAGAGAAUCCCGACGCGCGCGAGGCUCGGCGACCCGGGAGGGGACGUCGGUGGCGCUUCGCUCGGGCGUCCACCGGCGGUCGAGGGAGAGGAGGCGAGGGAGAUUCAGGGGAGACGAGGGGUCGGUCCGGCGGCCGAGGGCGCGGCCGGGGGCCGGGACACGGCGAUCGAGACCCUUGUCCUCGAGGCUCUGCGUGGUCUUCUCGACCGGAGCGAGGCCGGGGCGCCGGCGACUGGGGGUCCCGCCAAGGACGAGGGGAGUCGCGGCGACGCGCCGAUCCUGCGUCUGGUGGAUGACGAAGGGAAGCUGCUGUUGCCGGCGUCGUCGCGCGUUCGUGGAACCGUGGGAGUGGUCAGGGACGCAUCGCGGGUGUGGAAUCUACCCCUCGAGGCGCGGGAGGACAUCCAGGCGCUGAGAAAGCGAUUCCCGAAGACUGGCCCUGGGAACCCGGCGGAGAGUGAAUACGACUUGGCGACGUUUGCGUCCGCAGACGCGUUCUACGCAGCGUUCCUUCACGUACUUGACGGCUUGUUCGCAGACAUCACGGCCCGGCUCGGCGAGCUGUACGUGGGAGACGCGGACGUGUCCGUGGUGGAGGAUCCCCGGUACGGACCGGAAGGACACGGCUCGCUGGGAGAGGCACUGCGGUCGGUACGCGCGACAGUCGCGUCGUUCGAGGCGUACAAUUACCAGCGGCUGCACUCAGUGAGCUUGAGGACGUGUGCGCUGAACACUUCGGACGAGUACGCUGUCGGCCUCUGGUUGGACCACAAGAGAAAGUUGGCAGACGCUUGGAGGACCGAGGCGGGAGUGCUCCGUCACUUCAAAGAAGCAGAAGUCGCGAAGGCGAGGGCGUACGCGACGCUCCGGUUCGGUCACGGUGUGCCGUGA